Molecule: messenger RNA, 645 nt
Organism: Acanthocheilonema viteae
Lineage: Eukaryota; Metazoa; Nematoda; Chromadorea; Rhabditida; Onchocercidae
Source: the annotation of a GenBank genome assembly
AUGCUACCAAAAGUAUCGGUAGUUAUGCUACCAACAACAACAACAACAACAAUAACAACAAAAACAACAACAACAACAGCAAUAGCAACAGUAAAACUGUUACUUUUGAGUUAUAUUCAAGCUCUGGCGUAUAGUGCUAAAUUAAUAAUUCGGCCCGAUUCAUCGACGGCAGUCGAAGAUACGAGGGUUAGCUUCUUUUGUCGUGCCGAUGGUAAUCCAUUACCCACAGUAAUUUGGAAGAAAAAUGGUCUGUCAAUCUCCGAUUUAAGAUAUUCAACAAAGACCCUUUCAAAUGGUUUGAGUACAUUGCGAAUUGAUCCGGUUAAAUUAAAUGAUGCAAAUUCAACAAUAAGCUGUACCGCUGAUAACGGAAUUGGUAGUCCGGUUAUCGCUGAUGCAAUGCUUACCGUUCUUUCAUCUGAUGAAUUACCAGCCGGAUUUCCGGUAAUUGAAGCUCAUCCAGUUUUAAAAUCGGUUGAACAAGGUCGGACAGCACACGUAUCAUGUCGGGUACGUGGUGAUCCUCGUCCAAAAGUAUUAUGGUUACGUGAUUUAAUGCCUGUUGAUAUUCGAUCUAAUACGCGAUAUUCCGUUUCUACGCUUGGUAAUCCAGGUUUUCGAUUGAAAGCAAUUGGUAAGAUUUAG